CAAAGGAGGUGUUGGCUUUGGGGAUGACCAGUGAGAUAUACGAGGCGACUGUAGUGACUGCUGGACGCCUGUAGUGACUAGCAUUAUGGGAUGUGGCACCUCCGUCACCACCGACAACAAAGGGAGGAGACUGACGACAGACCAGAUGGCCAAGAAAACUCCCAGCCCUGCACUGGCUAUGAAGGCAGCCAUCCUGAUCCAGCGUUGGUACAGACGUUACAUCGCCAGGUUAGAGAUGAGACAGCGAUACACCUGGAACAUCUUCCAGUCUAUAGAGUAUGCUGGGGAGCAGGACCAGCUACAGCUCUCCAGUUUCUUCAGUUUCAUGCUGGACAACUUCACUCAACUCAACGGGAAUGGCCCAGAUCUGAUCUCCCACCUGCUGGACCCAGUGGUUGACCCGUGGUCAGACAGAGAGAGACAGACCAUGUAUGAACAGAUCACUGUUCCUGAGUCCUACAGCGGUCCUCACCUCACCUUCCCCCUCACCGUCUCUCACACCAACGCCCUGCUCUCUGCAUUCAAAGAACAACGGCCUCUCCAUGGCAGAUACAUGCUGCAGUUGUUACACCAGACUAAGAAGCUCCUGAAACAGAUGCCAAACGUCAUUCACCUGUCCACACCCUACGCCAAGGAGAUCACAAUAUGUGUUAGACACAGAGACCACAUGACCCUGAACAGAGGCAACCACGAGGACCACAUCAUGAACCUCCGAUAUGGAUUCACUAAAGAAGUUAUGCAGAAGUACAAGACACAUGGCAGGGACAUCCUACUGCUGGUCCAGGAUGUGUUCAGCCUCCUCCCCAUAGCAACAGUCAUCGAUAACAAGGUGCUCAUCGUCCAUGGAGGAAUAUCAGACAUGACGGACCUGGAUUUCCUCAGGUCUAUAGAGAGACACAAGGUGAAAUCUGCCCUGAGGCUUCCUAGGAGGAGUCUGAACCAUCUGGAGGUGACUAGGAGCAGUAGUCAGGGCCAGACAGAGUGCCCCCGGUGUAGGAGCAGGGGCCAGACUGAGAGCCCCCGGUGUAGGAGCAGGGGCCAGCCAGAGAGCCCCCGGUGUAGGAGCAGGGGCCAGACAGAGAACUCCCGGUGUAGGAGCAGGGGCCAGCCAGAGAGCCCCCGGUGUAGGAGCAGGGGCCAGCCAGAGAGCCCCAGGUGUAGGAGCAGGGGCCAGCCAGAGAGCCCCAGGUGUAGGAGCAGGGGCCAGGACCAUGGCAACACCCCCAAGAAGAGACGUCACCUCACCAGACAGGGCAGCUCCUCCUCUUCCUCCUCAUCCUCACUGUGCUCCCCCCGGGGGUCGUCCCGCCUCACUCUGUGCCGCUGCCUUUCUCCCAGCAUGCUGAGCCCCACCGACAACCUCCAGGUGCCCUUCCUGGACUCCUUCACCGCCCUCCCCGUCCGUCAGCCACCCAGGGAGGAGUUGGAGUGGAAACAGGUAGUAGAUUUGCUGUGGAGCGACCCGAAGAGCCAGCCAGGCUGCAGUCCCAACACCUUCAGGGGAGGAGGCAGUUACUUCGGGCCAGACGUGACCAGACGCCUGCUGGAGAGACACGGCAUGACUCUGCUGAUCAGAUCACAUGAGUGUAAACAGGAGGGCUACGAACUCUGCCACGACGGACAGGUGAUCACCAUUUUCUCUGCGUCUAACUACUAUGAGGAAGGUAGUAACCGUGGAGCCUACAUUAAACUGGGCAGAGAGCUGGUCCCUCGCUUCUUCCAGUACCAGGUCAGCAGGAAUACCAGGAAACUCACCCUGACUCAGAGGGUGAAUGUGGCAGAGGGUUCGGCUGUAAGGGCUGUACAGGAGAAGCUGUUUUCCCACCGCUCAGAACUCAUGGCUGCCUUUCAGCAGUAUGACACAAGUAACAGUGGCUGUAUCUCUGUAAGUGAGUGGGCCCUGGUGGUGGAGUCAGUUGUGAGACUGGACCUGCCCUGGAGGACUCUGCGCCCGCGCCUGGCACGGCUGGCACCAGAUGGCAGCAUCGACUACCAGUCCUGCUUCGAGGACAUGGGCCCGGAACAACCCAUACCCCAGGUCACUCCAAACUUGGCUAAAACUCUUUACAGGUAUCGAACAGACCUUGAGAUUAUCUUCAACAUCAUGGACAAAGACCACUCUGGUCAGAUAUCCAUUGAGGAGUUUCGUCAGACCUGGCAUCUGUUUAGUGCUCACCUAGGUGUGGAGGUGGAUGACCGGGCCAUAGAUGAACUGGCUAAGAGUAUAGACUUCAACAAGGAUGGUAGCAUCGACUUCAACGAGUUCCUAGAGGCCUUCAGGGUGGUGCACAAACUGGAUGUUAAGGACCAACAGCAGGGCUGAGAGAAACCUUGUUGUUUGUGCUGAAGACUCACAUUAGCUAGCCGGGCAAUGACUUGGCUUUAGCUCAGUGAGCCAACACUGGCAGCAGGGCUGAGAGAACUACAAAGAUCAGCUGCUAGGUUGAUAGAACUACAAAGACCAGCGGCUAGGCUGAGAGAACUACAAAGACCAGCGGCUAGGCUGAGAGAACUACAAAGACCAGCAGCUAGGCUGAGAGAACUACAAAGACCAGCGGCUAGGCUGAGAGAACUACAAAGACCAGCGGCUAGGCUGAGAGAACUACAAAGACCAGCGGCUAGGCUGAGAGAACUACAAAGACCAGCGGCUAGGCUGAGAGAACUACAAAGACCAGCGGCUAGGCUGAGAGAACUACAAAGACCAGCGGCUAGGUUGAUAGAAAUACAAAGACCAGUGGCUACAAAGACCAGCGGCUAGGCUGAGAGAACUACAAAGACCAGCGGCUAGGCUGAGAGAACUACAAAGACCAGCGGCUAGGUUGAUAGAAAUACAAAGACCAGUGGCUACAAAGACCAGCGGCUAGGCUGAGAGAACUACAAAGACCAGCAGCUAGGCUGAGAGUACUACAAAAUCCAGCAGCAGAUUUGAGGGGAGCCAUGCUCGCCUUGGCUUUAGCUCUGCAGGCUUAAACAGUCUUGUGGUCAACCAUACACUCAGUGUAGCACAUGCAGUUGCAUGAGUCAGGAAUAUUGUAGAUCUAGGAGAUGUGGUCACCCUUCUCCCUGUGGUGUAGAACAUGUCUCAGAGGAGAACACACUACUCUCACCAGCUACUGAUAUGGAGACCGACCAACACACGUGAGGUUUCUACAGACAACUCAGACAAGAGCUCCCCGCGGCACGUCCUAGCUCUGCUCUGCAGACCAACAGCACUUUGCCCCAUCUUUUCUAGGUCUGAGACAGAGACCAGACUGCUACAUCCUCUCUUCAGGGUCAAAGGUCCAAUGCAGACAUUUAAUUUUUUUAAAAUCUCAAUAUUAAAUCAUUUCUGGGUAAGUUCCUUACUGCGAUUGUUUUUUAUUAAAAUGGUCAAAAAGAAACUAAAAUAGCUUAUUUUUAGCAAAGAGCUAUUUCUCAAGCAAGAAUUGAUCUAUGACAGUCUGGGAGUGGUCUGAAAAACUGAAAAUGAUCUGUUAUUGGCAGAGAAGUUUCAAACGUCUUUCUUAUUGGUCCAUUAACUCAUUUACUUCCUGGUGAUGUCACCAGGCAGGUCAAAACCAUCCCACCAGAACAGGCUGAAAUGUAUUUUUAAACACUUCUUACACUUAAAAGGUCAUUUAUCGUAAUUUAUCGUAAAUUUGACAGUAUUAUUCCAAUCUCAUAAAAGGCAGCGUGUAAAGUAAAUGAUCUGUUAUUGACAGAGAGGUUUCCACGUCUUUGUUAUUGGUCCAUUAACUCAUUUACUUCCUGGUGUAAAGUGUUGAUCCCAUGUUUCGUGACGCUGAAAUAAACAAUCCCACAAAUGUU
This is a messenger RNA of Oncorhynchus gorbuscha (pink salmon), 3807 nucleotides long. Its product is annotated as serine/threonine-protein phosphatase with EF-hands 1-like. The transcript has 18 exons. Gene Ontology annotation, molecular function: protein binding; manganese ion binding; iron ion binding. Gene Ontology annotation, cellular component: cytosol; nucleus. Gene Ontology annotation, biological process: detection of stimulus involved in sensory perception. The record is from RefSeq and is a predicted model, not a curated record. The coding region runs from base 86 to 2323 and encodes 745 amino acids. NCBI's taxonomy places the organism in Eukaryota, Metazoa, Chordata, Actinopteri, Salmoniformes, Salmonidae.